This is a messenger RNA of Symbiodinium necroappetens, 174 nucleotides long. NCBI's taxonomy places the organism in Eukaryota, Dinophyceae, Suessiales, Symbiodiniaceae. The record is from the annotation of a GenBank genome assembly.
AUGAAUGCGCGCAUACUGCUUCAGGAUGCUCGUGAAGAAGCAAUAUCCAGGAUGGAGGACGAGGCUGCAAAGCUGGGCGCGAAUGCCGUGAUCAGCCUGCGCCUUUCAUCCACCAACAUCGCCGCCACCACGUCCGAAGUGAUGGUCUACGGCACCGCUGUCGUCGUCGAGUGA